Messenger RNA from Protopolystoma xenopodis, 1755 nucleotides. Lineage: Eukaryota; Metazoa; Platyhelminthes; Monogenea; Polystomatidea; Polystomatidae. The record is from the annotation of a GenBank genome assembly.
AUGAAAGACCAAGCAAGAUAUCGCUAUGCUUAUAAUAAGCUGAUUCACUUUAAACCGGCUGCUUCUAUCCGACGUGAUUCUGCCUUCCUUCUCGCCUUUCUUCUUUUGGCGCAUUUUACUCCUCAAUAUAUCAUUGUCAGUCUUUACUUUUCCCGGCUAAUAAUGUCUGCGCGAUCGCGGAAGACGAAGCCUGUAGCUACAGAGCCUAGUACCGUCUCAUCUACAAAAAAAACCACAGAACGCACUCCCGUUUCUGACAAAAAUAGGUCUCCAAGCCCUCUCAAUAUAUCCAGGUCGGAGGAAAAAGAUGAGCUGGCUCAUCUAAAUGACCGUCUAGCAGGAUACAUUGAUUAUGUUCGUCAGUUAGAAAGAGACAAGGAACGUCUCACCACCCGGAUUAAAUCUGUCACGGAAGAAAGGCUCGGAAAGAUUGAUGACAUGAAAAAAACCUAUGAAGAUGAAAUAAGAUCUCUGCGGGAUCUUGUUGAUAGCCUUGGAAAAGAUAAGGGGGCUGCUGAAAUUGAGCUUAAAAAAUCAAGAGAUGAUAUGCUAGAUGCCAAAAAUAGGCUGUCUAAGCGUGAGCAGGAGAUACGCAAUCUUCAGAGAAAGCUAGAUAUAGCAGAAAAAGAUCUUUCUAAUUAUAAACAAGAUCAUGAUCGAUACCAGAUCAUGAAAUCUGAGUUUGACGAUCUUGAGAAAAAAUGUUUUUCUGUCAAGAAAGAGUUAGAUGGGGAAACCAAUCUUCGCAAUAACCUUGAAAAUAAGAUUCUAGGUUUAGUUGAGGAGUUGGAUUUCAAGAAUCGUCUCCUUGAGGAGGAGCGUCAAAAAAUUGUUCAUAGAACUAUUUCUGUGGAAGAAGAAGUAGAAGAGCGCAGGGAAGCUGAAUUCCAAAGCAGAUUGGCCGAUGAAUUGCGUGCAAUUCGCGAACAAACAACAGAUGAGUUAGCUUCUUAUAAAUUCGAAUUGGAGGAGACAUUCCAGCAAAAAGUUGAUCAAUUACGUUCUGCGUCACAACAUGCCUCCACAGAUAUCACUCGUAUUCAGAGUGAAUUGUCUCUAGCCAGAAGGAGGGCUGAUGAUUUAGCUCAGGAACUUUUGCGCAAGGAGGCUGAGGUUGGGAUAUUAGGUCGUCGCGUUUCGGAUUUGGACCGACAGUUAGAGAGUGAAAGAGAUGACAACGAUCGUAUGCAAAGGUCGUUGCGUGAAGAAAUAUCUCGCAUAAAGCAACAAUUGGAGGAAAGCUUCAAGGACUUUACUGACCUUAUGAACACCAAGAUUGCUCUUGAUCAGGAGAUUUUGAUGUAUCGAAAGAUGCUGGAGGGUGAAGAAACACGACUAAAUAUUAAAUCUCCAUCUCGGCCAUCGCCAUUUAACAUUCGUCCAAUGAAGCGUCGGCGUAUGGAUGGUGAAGAUUUUGAUGAUGAUACUUCCCAACUUCCUCUUUCUGGCUUGAGCUCAGUCUCUGGUUCCUUAUCUAGGGGACGUGUUGCCUAUCACGUCACCUGCAACUCUAUUGGUCCAAUUGAAUUUGCAAAUGAGCAGGACGGAUUGGGUCGAUGGGUCCGUAUUUUAAAUAGUUCAAAGGAAGAGGCAUCUAUCGGCAAUUGGACCCUUAAGCAGCUUUCAGAUGGACAGGAAGUUGCUCAUAAAUUCCAUCGUUCCUUGAUCAUAAAGCCAGAUGCAAAAUGCUCUGUAAGUGUUGUCAGUGUGAUUUUUAUUAUGAAAUCCUUAUCCAUUGGUUCAAUUAUUGUUUAA